AUGUCGGAGAGUAAUGAGCUGAUGAAUGUUGUUACAGUGGGCGGAAAUUCGGUUUCUGCCUUCUUGUCGUGGCGCCUCCAAGCAACAAAUGCCUGCGACGUCACUCUAGUAUGGAAGACAGGCUACGAGCACGUUGCGCAAUACGGAAUCUCCUUCAAAUCUCCGGUCUUUGGCAAUGAGCGCUUCAAGCCUCGUCAUGUUGUCCGGGCACCCGAAGAGGCUGCCACCCGCAGAGAGGGCGGCGCAUUCGACUAUGUCAUCCUCUGUAUAAAGGCCCUUCCCGAUGUUUACGACCUGGCGUCCGUGAUCGAUUCCGUCGUCACUCCGCAGCAUACUUGCAUCCUUGUUAAUACCACACACUCGCUCGGCCUCGAAUCAGCUAUUGAAGAACGAUUCCCCACUAAUGUAGUCCUUUCGCUGGUCUGCGGCGCCGAGCUCACUCAGCUCGGAGGAAGCGAAUUCGAGCACAAGGGCUCAACAGAAGUCUGGGUUGGCGCCGCAAACAAGAACUCCAACAUUCCGACUUCGAUACAGGAAGAUAUGGCGCAGGCACUGGCUAUGACCCUCAGCACUGGUCAGGUCGACUGUAAGGUCUCGAGUAACAUUCGGCAACAGCAGUUCGAGAGAGUUAUUGGCCCAAUUGCUUUCCAUCCUCUUACAGUGCUCUUCGAAACACCCAACUAUGGCCAGCUCCUCGACAAGGUGGGCGUGGCCAAGCUGAUAUCAGAUGUCGUUGACGAGCUAUUAGCCGUGGCCGACGCACAAGGCUGCAAGUUCCCGCCCGACUUCAAGAAAACACCAUUGAUGAAUUUGCGAGGACAACAACGGAGAAUAUGA
Messenger RNA from Sordaria macrospora k-hell, 837 nucleotides. RefSeq lists its product as uncharacterized. Gene Ontology annotation, molecular function: oxidoreductase activity. Gene Ontology annotation, cellular component: cytoplasm. The record is from RefSeq and is a predicted model, not a curated record. Lineage: Eukaryota; Fungi; Ascomycota; Sordariomycetes; Sordariales; Sordariaceae.